UCCGCUAGGAUCCACUCUGAGCAAGCACUCAGUGGGGAACGAUGUCGCAGUCCUUGUUGAACUGGGGCCAUGGACUGUUCCCAAUUGCCCAACGAGUUGCCCGAUGCGCUACAUGCUCUUUCUCUUCGGCACGGCUUCCAGGAAGUGUCUCAAGCCUAGCGCAAGCAUAGUCUACCCCAGAAGACGACAUACAUGGUGCCGAGUUGAGCUCAAACCAGGCUGAAUUCCAGCUGAAGCAAAAAUGUCGAUGGGAAGAACCGCGCCACGAUGUGAGAAUCGUUCGCAAUUGUUUUUGCGGGAGAUACACCGACACCGCCAGAUUGGGCGGCAAAUGAAGCACUCUGUCAUAGCGAGGGUGCAGCUGCGUGGGAAACAUCGCAGGCCCAUGCUACCAACGCAAACAUGACAAAUCACGAGCACCGCAAUGUUGUGCGGAUUUGUAGCACGUAUGCACACAAAACACCGCAAAUAUGCGCAGAUGAUGUGGCACACAUGCAGGUAAAGACUUGGAACAAUUAGACCAUGAUACAAUGUGAAUUCGGAAAAGAGAAACAUGAGGAGGAAAGAAGAGAACAUGAGUACAGAUGAGGGGGAAGGAAAAUGAGGAGGAGGAGGAUCGAGAAGCGGGUAAGAUGAUAGUGGGACAAUAAAAAAGUUAAGGCCGAAUUAUGCAGGUGCAGAUGUUAAUGUAGUUGUCGGUGUAGAUGUAGAUGUUGCUUUCCUAGACGCUCCAACUCCAAGGUAGGGUUGCACUGGGAUAAAUUAAGACAUGUUUUAGACAUCUGAAGAUUAUUUGGCAGCAUGCUUCCUCUCCAUCAAUCGACCUCCACAACCCAAAGUCACCACCUCCCUCGCGGCCGCCCCCGAGAAGUCCAUGGCCGUCAUGAAGGCCACGGCGGCGGGCAGCAGGCACAGCGUCCCCGGCACCCCGGCGCGGAAGCCCUCCCAGCCGCCCGCGCACACGUCCGCCGAGGCGCCCACGAGCCCGUUGAGCAGGCAGGCGACGGGCCGGCCCACGGGCACGAGGCACAGCUGGCACUUCAGGAGCAUCAUCACCGAGGGAGGCCAGCCGCACCGCGGACGAAACGGGGUAUGGGUUCAUGUCGAUGUCCCUGCCCAAGUUCUCUAUGGCAAGCACCUGCGAGCUCUCCCCGAAGAUGUAGUAGCCGGAGACGCCAAAGGCAAGCGCACAGAAGAGCCACACGGCGACGCCCCAGCAGUAGGACCUCACGACGUUGUCCUUGCUCCCCAUGCUCGCGUACGUGGUCGGGAUGAUGCAGUGCGCGGCGAUGCAGAACAGGUUGAGGCUGAAGCCCCUCGAGAGCCCCCUGCCGCUCACGAGGAUCUCGGACCCCUCGGCCCACUCGGGCAAGCUGGCACCGAACGCCACGACAUGAGGCACAUCGCCACCAUGACGGAGGUGCCCGCCAGCAGCGACACGUACGAGU
Molecule: messenger RNA, 1448 nt
Organism: Prorocentrum cordatum
Lineage: Eukaryota; Dinophyceae; Prorocentrales; Prorocentraceae
Source: the annotation of a GenBank genome assembly